Messenger RNA from Dromiciops gliroides (monito del monte), 4705 nucleotides. RefSeq names its product nuclear factor, erythroid 2 like 1 (gene NFE2L1). Gene Ontology annotation, biological process: regulation of transcription by RNA polymerase II. The transcript is spliced from 5 exons. Bases 632 to 2845 code for a protein of 737 amino acids. Gene Ontology annotation, molecular function: DNA-binding transcription factor activity, RNA polymerase II-specific; RNA polymerase II cis-regulatory region sequence-specific DNA binding. Lineage: Eukaryota; Metazoa; Chordata; Mammalia; Microbiotheria; Microbiotheriidae. Gene Ontology annotation, cellular component: nucleus. The record is from RefSeq and is a predicted model, not a curated record.
GCUGGAGCUGCCGCGGGGGCGGGCCUUCCAGUGAGGUGGAGGUGGGACGGAGAGGGAAAGCGGCGGCGGCUGAGCGCGCAGGGCCGGCCGGCGGCGGCGAGGCCCGGAACGCUGGCCUACGGAGCUCUGGGGGCGGCGGCGGCCGGACUCUAGCAGUUUUUCUGGAAACCCCCCUGGUAAGUGUCAAGGAAGAGCGACACUCUGACCCAAGACAAAAAGGCUUACAUCUUCAGCCAAAGAAAGAAAACUCAAGGGGAGGAAAGGAAGGAAAAAAGCCAUCAGCUGUCCUUGAGAACAGCCGAGUGGAAUCAUCUAAUGUGAAUGAGGAGGGGAAGGUGAAGUGACUGUAUGUGGAUUGUGGGGUCAGUAAAUCACAUGAGGCACUUGAUGUUGGGACUGGGUUAGAAACAAUUAUACUUUUAGAGAAGAGGUGAUGAGAAAUGAAAGUGAAUGUGGUCUGGAACCUGGACACGGCUUCACUCAUAGGGCUUUCCUUCAGGGGCGUUGGUGAGCUCUGACCCUGUGUUCUAUCAGCCUUUGGCACUGAGGAGUGUGACAUACUGACUGGAGCCUUGAUUUGUAUUCUGAAGAUUUAAAAACUGAAAAGAAUAAACAUUCCGGUCCUUCAGCAAUGCUUUCUCUGAAGAAAUAUUUAACAGAAGGACUCCUCCAGUUCACCAUUCUACUAAGUUUGAUUGGAGUUCGGGUGGACGUGGAUACUUACCUGAACUCGCAACUCCCUCCACUCCGGGAGAUCAUCCUGGGGCCCAGUUCUGCCUACACACAGACCCAGUUCCACAAUCUGAGGAAUACCUUGGAUGGCUAUGGGAUCCACCCCAAGAGUGUAGACCUGGACUAUUACUUCACAGCCCGGCGUCUUCUCAACCAGGUGAGGGCCCUGGACAGGUUUCAGGUGCCUACCACAGAGGUGAAUGCCUGGCUGGUCCAUCGAGAUCCUGAGGGCUCAGUGUCUAGCAGUCAAUCCAGUUCAGGCCUUGCUCUGGAGAAUGCCAGUGGCCUCCAGGAUGUGACAGGUUCGGAAAGUGGUGUACGGGAGAGUGAAGCUGAGCAGGGAUUCGGGGAAGAGUUGGAAGAUCUUGGGGCCGUUGCUCCUUCAGUCAGCGGAGAGUUAACCAAAGAGGACAUUGAUCUGAUUGACAUCCUUUGGCGACAGGACAUUGAUCUGGGCGCCGGGAGAGAGAUAUUUGAUUAUAGCCAUCGCCAGAAAGAAAGUGAAGUGGACAAGGAGCUGAGAGAUGGGGGGGAAUGUGGGGACAGCUGGCCAGACGAGGGGACUGAGGCCCUGGCUCAAAACCUGCUAGUGGAUGGAGAGACAGGGGAAAGCUUCCCUGCACAGUUUCCAGCUGCAGAUGUUUCCAGUAUAACAGAAGCCGUGCCUAGUGAGAGUGAGUCCUCUGCUAUUCAGAACAAUCUCCUGUCCCCACUUCUGACGGAGACAGAAUCUCCAUUUGAUCUGGAACAGCAGUGGCAAGACCUCAUGUCAAUCAUGGAAAUGCAGGCUAUGGAAGUGAACACAGCAACAAAUGAAAUCCUCUACAGUGCCACAACUGGAGACUCACUGAGCACCAAUUACAGCCUCGCUCCCAGCACUCCCAUCAACCAGAAUGUCAGCCUGCAUCAGGCGUCCCUGGGGAGCUGCACCCAGGACUUCUCACUCUUCAGCCCAGAGAUUGAGAGCCUUCCUGUGGCCGGUGGAUCCACACUGCUCCAGUUGGCCCCCAAUAACUCUACCAGCCUCAACUCCACCUUCGGUUCCACCAACCUGACAGGGAUCUUUUUUCCUCCUCAGCUCAACAGCACAGCCAAUGAGACAGCCAGCCCUGAGCUGCCUGACCCUUUGGGUGGCCUGUUGGAUGAAGCCAUGUUGGAUGAGAUCAGCUUGAUGGACUUGGCCAUUGAGGAAGGUUUUAACCCUGUGCAGGCCUCUCAGCUCGAGGAGGAGUUUGACUCUGACUCGGGACUUUCCCUGGACUCGAGCCAUAGCCCUGCCUCUCUGAGCAGCUCAGAAGGCAGCUCUUCUGCCUCAUCCUCUGCCUCGUCUUCUGCCUCUUCCUCCUUUUCAGAGGAAGGUGCUGUGGGCUACAGCUCUGACUCUGAGAAUCUGGAUUUAGAAGAGACCGAGGGGGCUGUGGGUUACCAACCCGAAUACACCAAGUUCUGUCGCAUGAGCUAUCAGGACCCGUCCCAACUCUCCUACUUACCCUUCCUGGAGCACGUGGGGCACAACCAUACCUACAACAUGGCCCCUAGUGCCCUGGAUGCUUCAGACUCCCAGCUCCCCGGGGCCCUCAAGAAGGGCAGUAGAGAGAAGCAGGCCGAUUUCUUGGACAAGCAGAUGAGCCGGGACGAGCACCGGGCCCGGGCCAUGAAGAUCCCCUUCACGAAUGACAAAAUCAUUAACCUGCCAGUGGAGGAGUUCAACGAACUGCUGUCCAAGUACCAGCUGAGCGAGGCCCAGUUGAGUCUCAUCCGCGACAUCAGGCGCCGAGGCAAAAACAAGAUGGCAGCUCAGAAUUGUCGCAAACGGAAACUGGACACCAUCCUUAACCUGGAGCGCGAUGUGGAGGACCUGCAGCGCGACAAGUCCAAGCUGCUCAGGGAAAAAGUGGAGUUCCUCAAGUCCCUGCGCCAGAUGAAGCAGAAGGUGCAGAGUCUGUACCAGGAGGUGUUUGGGCGGCUGCGGGAUGAAAAUGGGCAGCCCUACUCCCCCACGCAGUAUGCCCUGCAGUAUGCUGGCGACGGCAGUGUCAUCUUAAUACCCCGCACGCUGGCCGACCAGCAGGCCAGGCGCCAGGAAAGGAAGCAGAAAGAUAGGAGGAAGUGAGCCUGCCUGGAGAGGAGGGGGACAAAGCUCACUCGGAUAAGGACUGGAGAAAGGCUGUGCCUGGAAGUGCUGGAGGAACUUUGAUGCCUCUUAUCCAAUCUAUCUUCUCAGACAUGACAACUGCCGGUCAGUGUACAGGAAGAUGGGCGUGCCCUGCACCGUUUGGCUCUGCUCGCCCUGGCCCUUCCCCCUCCUCCAUCUCCACAAGUGGGGCUUGGGGGGGGGAGAGAGAGAGAGAGAGGCCCACCCACCCACACCCAUUUUUUUUGGAGGGCAGGGAUGGAGCUGGCAUUGCUGGGGGUGGGAAGAAGCUGAAAGGUGAGUGCCGUUGUGGGUGAUAAAGGAAGAGCCUUGUGAAAGAAGGGGUAAAGGAAAGAGUCUGACUUUUGGAUAAAGGAAAAACACCCAAAAAAAUCAAAGCGGGAAGAAAACCAUGGGGGAGCCCAAGCUGGCAUUCCAGGCUGUGGGUUUUUGUGACUGAGUCUUGGUCUUCUGUGUGAGUAAACCCCACUUCAGCCCAGAUCGGGGUGACUGUCACUUUACAGAGUGGGUGGGGGGAGGGGGCCCCUCUUAGCUCUCUAAAAUUCCAUGUACAUCAGCAUUCUGGGAGGGGUGCUCAUAGAGACUCCCUCACCUCCUGAUUCUUUUUUUGUUUAUUGAGACCCUAUGCUAAAUACCUUAGGAGGGUUUUAGGGUCAAAGGGAAGAGUGAGCAGGGCAAAGGGUGGAAAGAGCCAUUAGGCCACAUAUUUGCCCCACCCACCAAGCAUGUGGCACUCACUGCCCCCCACCCCUUCACUCCUCCCCAGCCAGCUCCAGUACUGCACCAUUCCCACUGCAGCCUGCAUGUGAAUGCUGUACUCCUCCCAUCCCCACUCCCCACUGGCUGAAGCACUUUGAUGUUUAAGAGGUUCCUGGGGGAACUCCUGGGUCCUCGAGGUGGCUCCUUCCUCUUACCCUUGGGGAGAGGAGAGGCCCCCAGAUGUCACCUUAGGGAGAGAAAGGAGAAGCCUCUGGCAGUCUCCAAUCAGUAUUCAGCACAAAGUUGGGGAGCAGCCCAUUUCUCCCACCCUUCUUCCCUCCUUCUCUCCCUACAACUGGGCUUGUCACUGAAAAACUAGGCCUCUGUUAGGAUUUCUCAGAAUUUCUUUCUUGCGCUUUGAUUUUUUAGGGCUUGAGCCCUGUUUUUACUUAUAGGGUCUAGAGUGUUUGUGUUGAGUAAAAGGGAGAUGCCCCAAAUAUUCAAAGCUGCUAGAUGUUCUCUUUGCCAUAAAGACUCCGUGUGACUGUGUGAACACUUGGGAUUUUUCUCCUCUGGCCUGAGGUCAGUCUUGUCUUUUUUGGAUUUCUUUCUGGAGGAAUGUGUAGUGAGUAUGAUGGGGGCCUAGGACACCAUCCCACUUCAGGGCAGGGACAACUUUUUCUAGUUCUAGCUCAGCAAGGGCAACAUGGGACCUGGGAAAGGCAGGAAGGGGAGACAUCCAUGUGUGGCUGAUGCUGAGGGUCCCAUCAGUGCCCCCGAGGCACCCGUGUUUUUGUUUUUGUCUUGAAUUUAGUUUGCAGCUACUACCACCCCUGGCUGGGUUCUCAUAAGCACUUUCAGCUUCUGAACCGGUGGGAGACUGUGGGGGAUGGUGUGGAAGCACUGAUAUUUUUUUCCCCCUCCAUCAGGAGGUCCCGAUAAGCAGCAGGAACAGAAAGGAGUAAGCUUGGGAAAUGCUUAAAUUAUUUUCUUCUUAGAUUUUAUUUUUAAUUUAUCUCUGUGACCUGCCAGGGAGAGAGGAGAGAGAAAGAGAGAUGCUGUGAGCACAUGACAAAAUAAAAUAAACUAUAAUAAAAUGGCUGAUUCACUCAAGUGCAA